CCAAAACAUCCGCGAAUGCGCAGCGGCUCUGGCCCGCCUUUCAGCACCCGGCGAGCGGCGUUUUGCUUGUGCUUUGGUGGCCCGUUGCCCGCUCCUGGGGGCCGGUCUCAGGCCUGCCUGGCCCUUCUCCGGCCCCUCCUUGCUCACCCAGGACGAAGGAAGGACUUGUUACCACGUCAGCAAGCCUUGCUUCUAAACUGAAAUGAUGGGGAAAGGUGAAAGUGGAUCCCUCUAGAUAGCAAAUGACAGUGACUCCGGUAAUAAUAAUGAACAGGGUCCCUGUACCGUUGACCACAUUAUAUCGUUUCGCUGUCACCGCGGUAGUGAAGUCUGUGCCAUCCCUGUCCUCAUUCGGUGUCACACCUAUGGCAGCCCCCACCAGGUGCCAGGCACGGUCCUGGGCACUUGCUCACGAUGAAACGCCCUCCCGAAGUUUAUGUUCCAGUUGGGGGACACACGACACAAGCAGAAGAUACGAAAACAAGGCUGGCAGUUUCAUCACUGGAAUUGACGUCACCUCCAAGGAUUUCCUUACUGUGUGGCUAUCUAAACUUUGAAGACCAAGUCAGCUGAAUUAUUCUCAGUACCUGGGAAUACUAUCUUACCUAGUGAUUGCUGUUACUAGAUUACCAACUUCACUACUCAGUGAUAGGCAUUGAAUCAUCAUGGAGCUUAUUACAAAUUAUAGCAGCAUUAAUGUACACCCUCCCAGUCAUUGACUUUGAAUAUCCAGUUCUCUGCAAAAAUUAUUAAAGGAAGCAAUUGAAAAGAAAGAACAACGAGCCAAGCGCUUCCAUUUACGAUCAGAAGUAGAUCUUGCCCAAAGAAAUAUAGCCUUGGACCGAGACAUGAUGAAGAAAGCAAUCCCCAAAGUGAGACUGGAGACAAUCUACAUUUGCGGAGUAGAUGAGAUGAGUACCCAGGAUAUCUUUUCCUAUUUUAAAGAAUACCCUCCGGCUCACAUUGAAUGGUUGGAUGAUACCUCCUGUAAUGUGGUUUGGCUGGAUGAAAUGACAGCCACACGAGCCCUUAUCAAUAUGAGCUCUCUGCCAGACCUGGAUAAGAUAAGAAGCAGGGAUGCCAAUGAGGACAAGUCAUCUGAGAAAAGCAAAAAAGACAAGCAGGAAGACAGUUCAGAUGAUGAGGCUGAAGAAGGAGAAGUUGAAGAUGAAAACUCAAGUGAUGUAGAGUUGGAAACAUUAUCUCAGGUAGAAGAAGAGUCUCUGCUAAGAAACGAUCUUCGUCCAGCUAAUAAACUUGCUAAAGGAAAUAAGUUAUUCAUGAGAUUUGCUACAAAAGAUGACAAAAAAGAACUUGGAGCAGCCAGAAGAAGUCAGUAUUACAUGAAAUAUGGGAAUCCAAAUUAUGGAGGCAUGAAAGGAAUUCUUAGUAAUUCUUGGAAGCGAAGAUAUCAUUCCCGUCGCAUUCAGCGGGAUGUGAUCAAGAAGAGAGCCAUGAUUGGGGAUGAUGUUGGCUUGACGUCCUAUAAACAUCGACAUUCCGGACUAGUGAAUGUUCCUGAGGAGCCCAUUGAAGAAGAGGAAGAGGAGGAGGAGGAGGACCAGGACAUGGAUGCCGACGACAGGGUGGUAGUAGAGUACCAUGAGGAGCUCCCAGCUCUCAAGCAGACCCGGGAGCGGAGCUCAUCCAGGAGGUCCAGUGCCAGCAGCUCAGACUCCGAUGAAAUGGACUAUGAUCUAGAACUGAAAAUGAUUUCCACUCCUUCACCAAAGAAAAGCAUGAAAAUGACUAUGUAUGCUGAUGAAGUGGAAUCUCAGUUGAAAAAUAUUAGGAACUCCAUGAGGUCAGAUACUAUAUCAACAAGCAAUAUCAAAAACCGAAUCGGCAACAAAUUGCCACCUGAGAAAUUUGCAGACGUCCGACAUUUAUUAGAUGAAAAACGUCAGCACACACGUCCGCGGCCGUCAGGCAGCAGCACUAAAUCAGAUAUACGCCAGCGGUUAGGAAAAAGACCACAUUCUCCAGAAAAGGCUUGUAACCCCGUCGUUCGGAGAGAGCCCUUUUCUGAUGUUCAUAGUAGGCUAGGUGUUCCCAGGCAAGACACUAAAGGCCUCUAUUCUGAUACUCGGGAGAAGAAAUCAGGUAGUUUAUGGACUCGCUUAGGAUCUGCAUCCAAGACCAAAGAAAAGAACACGAAGAAAGUGGAUCGUAGGGCCCCUGGCACUGAGGAAGAUGACUCCGAGCUGCAAAGGGCAUGGGGGGCUCUGAUUAAGGAGAAAGAACAGUCUCGCCAAAAGAAGAGCCGUUCAUCCAAAGAGCAGAGAACUGAACUUCUCACUAUUGCCUUGGCCCUGACAGCUGUUACCAGCACCCUUUUCCCAAGAAAAGUCAAUUCCCAGGUGCUUAUUGGACAGCCUUCGAGGGGGAAGAUGAGGGAAGCUGCCAGCUCACUCUUCCAGGACCCUAGUGUGGGGGCCGAAUCUCAUGGACCUGACCUCAGAGGUGCACCAGUGCUGCCCAGGUAGAUCACAGACACAGCGUCCGUCGUGCUUCCGUUCCUCCUGGAGAUGCCUGUUAGGGACCUCUUGUUAGCAGUCGGCUUGCCGUGAAGAUCAAGUUCAGUACUGGGGGAUUUUUAGGAACAAAAAACUGUGACUUCUGGAUUUGGGAUGGAUUUUUUUGUGCUAGGGGUGGGGUCAUGGGGUAAUGUUGAACAAUUUCUAAGUCUGUAUUAUGUUUAAAAAAUAUUAAUGAUUUAAGGUUUAAAUUUUUAAUUUUUAUAUGUGAAAAUACUUCCUGUUGGCUACCAGGGAAGCUCAAGUGGUGUCUAAUGUGCUGUUAAAUAUAUAUUAUAUACUUUGGAAGAAGGCAAA
Myotis lucifugus (little brown bat) is the source of this 2834-nucleotide messenger RNA. RefSeq names its product nuclear cap binding subunit 3 (gene NCBP3). NCBI's taxonomy places the organism in Eukaryota, Metazoa, Chordata, Mammalia, Chiroptera, Vespertilionidae. The coding region runs from base 849 to 2486 and encodes 545 amino acids. The record is from RefSeq and is a predicted model, not a curated record. Gene Ontology annotation, molecular function: mRNA binding; RNA 7-methylguanosine cap binding. Gene Ontology annotation, cellular component: cytosol; nucleus. The transcript has 16 exons.